CUGUAUGAUUGAGGGCGCAAGUCGCUGAGCUCCGGUAGCACCUUGAAAUGUUGAAAUUCAUUGGAAUAACCUUGUUCACAUGUCUUAGUCUUACGUAUAAAAGUAUAUAACAGUAACAGUUGAGUUGAGUAGGGUCCGAGUAAAAAAGUAGAUCCACAUAACAUCCACCAUCUGUUAGAUUCUAUCUAUAUAUGUCUUUGUAUCUGCAGUCAAUGUUUUUACACCACCGUGAUAUCCUUUAAUUCUAUUUACGGACAUUAUUAUAAUUGUCAUCACAGAUCAUAGAAAUAGAAAUAGAGUGUUUUUUUACUCACAAGUGUCUUUACGUCUGCUGACUGCUGACUGCUGACUUCUGACUCUGACUGGGUUGUGUCGUAUUUAUGUUGAAAUUAAAACCCGAUACAGCUCUGUUUACAAUCACCGUACCAGUGUCAAUUAAUAAUUAAUUAAUUAAUUUAAAUAAUCACUUAGACCAAACCACUAUUUGUGUUUUUAUCUCACCAACAGCCAGGUUAAAAAGUUGGAAAAUAUUUUAACGCCAGAGUGAGUGAAAAUAAUUUAUUUACCGAGAUAAUAUUUUUGAAUUGUGGAGUUGAGAAAUUUCUGGAAGUCAUGGCUGAAACUAAUGACAAGGUUGACACCACCAACAACAAUGCAGGCACGUGUUGCGUUUGUUACAAGAAUGUUGAAAUCUACAGCAUCGGAAUGUGCGAGCAUCCCGUUUGUUAUGAGUGCAGCACGCGAAUGCGAGUGCUUUGCCAGCAGAACGAGUGUCCAAUAUGCCGCCAAGACUUGCCAAAAGUUGUCUUCACUCGUGAAAUAAAACCCUUCCGUCAUAUUCGCAAGGGGAAGCUCUUUGAUGAGCGCUAUAAUAUUUAUUUUGACGAUGAGGAGAUCCAAGAGGAGUUCACUAAACUCUUGGCUCAAGUCUGUACUAUUUGCGAGCCUAAGGAAGUCUUUAGUACGUUCAACAGUCUCAAGGAUCAUAUGAGAAGAAAGCAUGAACUACAUUAUUGUGAUCUUUGUGUUGAAAAUCUUAAGAUAUUCUCCUUCGAGCGUCGCUGCUACUCUCGAGCGGACUUAGCGCAGCACCGCCGAAAGGGCGACAAAGACGACAAGAGCCACAAAGGGCACCCCCUGUGCGAGUUCUGCGACUGCAGAUACAUGGACAACGACGAGUUAUUCCGUCACUUGCGGCGGGACCAUUUGUUCUGUCACUUCUGCGACGCGGACGGCCUCCACCAGUACUACAGCUCUUACGAAUACCUCCGUGAUCAUUUCCGAAGCGAGCACUACCUCUGCGAAGAAGGGACCUGCGCCGCCGAGCAGUUCACCAGUGUCUUCCGCAGCGACAUCGACUUAAAAGCUCACAUCGCAACAGCCCACGGAAAACACCUGGGCAAGCACGCAGCCAAGCAAGCCCGGACUCUAGAACUCGAAUUCGCCUUUGCGCCCCGUGAAAAUCGUAAUGGCCGUCAAAGUAGAGCCAUGGGCGGCUCUGGAGUCCGUGAUCGUAGCUUUUACGAUCACCCACUGGGAAUGGGAUCUUCAAGGGAGAACCGCGAAAGAGACAGCCAGGUGGAUGACAGCGAGGUCAACUGGGUCGAUGAACCCAUCGCUCGGCAGCCGGAUGUCCAAAGCACCGAAGAGUUUCCUUCACUGAGUAACUCUCAGACUGUAAUUCCUAAUUUCAAUUUAAUAAAGACCAAAGGAAGGGGAAAUUUGACGAUUAGGAGCAUGAUGAAGGGACCAGCGUUAGCUGUCACCGAUGAAAACUUCCCAGCUCUUGGUCUAGGUCUGGGUCUUGACCCUCCAGCAGCUAACAGCAGCAGCACCAGCAGUAGGACUGUUAAUUUAAGUGUCUCUAGCAAUAAAAAAGGCGCAACUCAGCAACGUCCUAAAAGCGCAGCGCCUGACGUAUCCAUCCAAGUAAACCACAACACCAACGGCAGCAUAACUACUCGCGUUUCUGGUCCGAAAAUCAGAAUAAGACCUUGUCAAUUAUCAAUGAAUGCUCAAGAGUUUCCUGCUUUGGGUCGCGCUGAGCCUACUACUUACACUGCCACUACUAAUGUAGGCCAGUGGACCAAAGUUACUUGUGUAAAACCAACCGUACAUAACAAAGUAGCUCCUGCUCCAAAGCUUGAGUCAAAAACGCCUUCACCGCCACCUAUGUCCAAUUGCAAUGCUUUUCCUAGCUUACCAAAAUCGACUCGCGCUAAAAAGCAACCCGCUUCCUCUUCCUCCACUAGCUCGGUAUCUUCUGCUUGGAACCAAAAAACAAGCGAAAGCUUGGAUGUUGCUAAAAAUAAUUCCAAGAAGAAAAAGAAGAAGAAAACUAAAGCUGAAGAAGAUUUGAGUGGUUUGUUGGUUGAGAGUAAAGUUAGUAAUAAUAAUUUAGAGGGGUCUAAUUCUAUUGGAAAAAAUGAGAGCAAUGAUUUUGGUAAAAAUUCUAAGAAAAAAGCUAGUAAUAAUUCUUCAUCGGCUUCAAGUACAACGACUAAAAGCUCAGACACUCCGAGAAAACGCUCGGAGUUAAAAAUAGAAAGCUUGAAUAAAGCUACGAAUGAUUUACAAGUUACUGAUGAUUUUAAAAAUCUAGAGUUGAAAAAUUCUAAAUCUAAUUCUAAUCCACCCCCGGGAUUUAGUAUGACAGCUCCACCGCCUCCGGGGUUCGCGGUUAAGUUGAUAAACCGUGAGGUUAAAAAUAAUGAUAAUGGAUUGACUUUUACAAGUAGCUCCGGGGAAAGUUACUCUAUUUUACCGGACAAGUCUACCAAAUUUGCCUACUCUCCGCCGCCUGAUUUUCAAAAGCGCAAUCAGGAGCUUGUGGCGAGAAUAUCAAAAGUUCUAGACCGGCAGGAAUCUAUUGAAGAGUUUAGGUAUGUAAGUGGACUGUUUAGACAAGAUUUGUGCAGUGCUGAGGAUUAUUACAGGCACUGCAGAGAUUCUAUGGGUGCUAAAGAGUUCGGGAGUGUCUUCUCGGAGAUGCUGGUCCUUUUGCCGGAUAUUCAGAAGCAAAGAGAGCUCUUUGAUGUUCAUAGAAAUGAAGGUGGGAAUAUUAUUCUUUUAGAAGUUUGUCCGACUUGCGAGCAAGUUAUUAAAAUUGGAACUGACGCCAAAGCUCAUUACUCCAGCCAUUCACGGGACAGCCACUUUCCGGCACUAGGAAGCGGUGGAGGGUCUCUGACCUCUAACUUCAACUCCUGGCGGAAAUUUACAUGAUCGUUUUUUUUUUAUUGGAAAAUUUUAUUAUAAAACGGAUUUAUUUUUUUUUUUUAGAGGUCAGAGAUUUCUUUUUUUUU
Cotesia glomerata is the source of this 3305-nucleotide messenger RNA. RefSeq names its product E3 ubiquitin-protein ligase ZNF598. The record is from RefSeq and is a predicted model, not a curated record. NCBI's taxonomy places the organism in Eukaryota, Metazoa, Arthropoda, Insecta, Hymenoptera, Braconidae. Gene Ontology annotation, molecular function: ubiquitin protein ligase activity; ribosome binding. The coding region runs from base 613 to 3225 and encodes 870 amino acids. Gene Ontology annotation, biological process: rescue of stalled cytosolic ribosome; protein ubiquitination. The transcript is spliced from 3 exons.